Molecule: messenger RNA, 2431 nt
Organism: Elgaria multicarinata webbii
Lineage: Eukaryota; Metazoa; Chordata; Lepidosauria; Squamata; Anguidae
Gene: ZDHHC24
Product: zinc finger DHHC-type containing 24
Exons: 4
Coding region: 4-855 (283 amino acids)
Molecular function (GO): palmitoyltransferase activity
Source: RefSeq, a predicted model, not a curated record
GCCAUGGCCGGCAACGGUUGGGACAAGAGAGCGCUGCCCGUGUACGCGGGGGCGGCGCUGGGGGGCGCGCUCGUCCUGGAGGUGCUCGCGGUGCUGCUGCUGCGGGAGCGCGGAGACGAGGCCCGCGGGCCCGCGCCCUUCCCUUUCUUCGCGCUGGCCUCGCUGCUGUUCCUGCUCGGGAACGCGCUCGAGAACGCGCGCCGCUUCGUCACGGCGUCGCCCAGCACGCGCGGCGUCAUGCUCGCGGGGGCGGGGCAAGGAUGGGAUUACUGCUACUCCUGCCAGUCCCACGUGCCGCCCCGUUGCAGCCACUGCUUCUCCUGCAACAUUUGCGUCCUGCGGCGUGAUCACCAUUGCACGCUGCUUGGCCAGUGCUUGGGCUACCAGAACUACCGCUACUUCCUUUGCCUGCUGCUGUACGGCUCUGUUGCUCUGCUCUAUGGCUGCCUGCUCAACGCGGAUGUGGUCAUGUCGCUGCUGCGUGAGGACACCCCUGCCCAGACGAUCCUGCUGCUAGUCCUGCCUUGGCUUAUGCUACUGAUGGGGCAAGUGAACAUCGCCGCCUUCGUCUACGCCUUUGUGACGGACGUCUGCAUUGUGGGCUUCCUCUUCUCCUCGGGCUUCCUGCUCUUUCACAGCCUGCUGGCGCUGCGUGGACAGACGACCAAAGAAUGGUUUGAGGGCAAUCGCCAGUACGACUUGGGCUGGCGGGACAACCUCCGGGAAGUCCUGGGGGAGCAGUGGUACCUUGCGUGGCUCACGCCUUUCAUUGCUUCCCCUUUGCCGGGGGAUGGAAUCACUUUCCAAACCAGGUCUCCCCAAUUUGAGCUGCUCCUCAAAACCCGGGACCUCUGAAGGUUUCCAUUCUGCACCGUACAAGGGAAGGAAAGUCCCUUCGUGGGGAGAGCGAUCGCUGCCUCUGUUCCAAAGCAGAUGAUUUGGGAGAUGAGUUCUCCGUGUUUUGCUCCUCCAUCAGAGUUUUUUGCUUUCGGGGUGGCGAUGACGUAGACGUCCAUCUGAUUUGGUUGCUUUUUCUACAGUGGCGAUUCUCUUUGGGCCCCCGAAAUGCUUCGCUUCAGCGAUCUGGGAGGAAGGAAGUGGGUAUGGGGGUUUAGUCACCAGUGCUGGGGCUAAACCAUUUUGUCUGGUGGUUGAUGUUGGGACCAACUUUCUUCCUGCUCUGUGUAGCGCUUUUUCCACCAGCUCGCUUUUCUCCACCGCUAUGAGAUGUCUCACGCCCAAGGGAACACACACAAAUGCCGGUCAGGAAUUGCUGUGCGGACUCCAGGCUAAGCCUGGAGUGACACAGGCUUUGACUCUUCCUCACUUUUCCUUGCCCACUGCGGCAUUGGUGAGGCUGGCUUCUUGUGGGCCAGAAAAAGCCGUGUUCGACAAAAAUAAACGGAGAACAGCUGAUACGUUGUGAGAGUUUGGAACUGUCGCAUAACAUGGUGGAGGAAUUGUGGCAAUCUGUCGCUUUAGAAUUCUGCCAGCCGCCUCGCAACACCCAAGAGCUUUCCAUGUGUGGCUUGCAAGUCCUGUCUUGGUGCUCCUGCCAUAUUGCCCGAUGAAUCCUUAUAAAAUGUUAUCUGGCUGCCUGCCCCCACCCCUUCCACACUGCCCGGAAGCAAGGCUUGCACUACUACAGCCCAUAAGAUGAGUGGGUGGAUAGAAGAGAUGCAAAUUCUCGUCUCGUGCCUUGCUCUCUUGGAUAUGUUUCCAGGAUUAUAGUAUUUAUGAAAUUGCCUUGUACAGAUUUGCGCCCUUGGCCCAUGUAGCCAGAGACUGGCUACUCAAUGGUGCUUCCUUGCCCUGCUACAUGGGAUUCGUCAACUGAAGAUAUCAGGGAUUGAAAUGGAGGCCUUAAGCGUAAGCAUGAAAACAGGAGCUCUACUAUUGAGCUCCUGUACCUUUCUGAUGAGGGAAUUCUCCCCCCCCCCCCAGAGGUGGUAUAUCAGGGUAUCCUUUGCAGAAGAAUGCUUUGGAGAUUUCAGGUAUCGCAUUUAUAAAUGUAUUUGGUGGACCAGUUUUUAUUGGUAAGCUAGUAGACAGCGCUAGUCCUGCUACAGAUUUGUUCAGCUUCCCUGAAUUGCAUUCGUCUCAGGCCGCAAUAAACAAAUUUCAAACAGUUUCCAGAAAAAUCUCUUGGCAACUUCCCAAGUUUUGUCAGCCCCACUUUUUGGGGUUGGUUCUGAUUUCUAGGCAAGCCGACUGCCGGUGUAAACAAACCCAUGUGGGAUGGCAGCAGUGCCGUCUUUUCUCAAGUCAUGUUGGUUCUGAAGAAAUCAAUACCUUCUUAAUCAUGAACCCGAUGGGGAGGUUUACGGCAAGCUGCUAUUCUCUUCUGUUCCAGCUUUCCGUUUCGCAUCUUGACCUGCCUGCCUUCUGAUGUAAACACCUCUUUUGCACAUUAAAAUGCUAUUUAAAACGA